This is a messenger RNA of Phyllotreta striolata, 1418 nucleotides long. The record is from the annotation of a GenBank genome assembly. NCBI's taxonomy places the organism in Eukaryota, Metazoa, Arthropoda, Insecta, Coleoptera, Chrysomelidae.
AGAUGACACUUUAUUUUUAAAUGUAGAUAAAUAUUUAUUUCCAUGUUUUUUUGGGCUAUAUUUCUGUAUUUAAACUAUGGAAAAUCCUCAUCAUGAUGGGAUAUCAAAUUUUAAUAAAGCAGAACCAAAAUCGAUCCUAAAAAACGGUUUUAAACGGUUCGUUAUUAAUGAUGUAGAAGAAAACCCAUAUGAGGAGAGUUUGUUAAGUGACCACAAAAAUAAUGAAGAUCAAGUAAUUACUAGAGAAGAAAUCGAAGAUAAUGCUACAAAUUUAUGCGAUAUCGAGAAACAAUACGUCAGUAAUUUUUCUGCUAACGAUGAAGAAAUCAAUUAUAAAACCGACGAAAAAUAUUCCAGUUCUUUCAUAAACAAUCCAGCUGUUCAAAACGAACUUCUUCACGAAAAUAUGAACGCUAAAUUACUGAUGCACAAAUAUUUUAAAUCCAGAGAAGACAACACUUUUACAUCAGAACCUUUACUAAACAAUGAAGUAGAAGAGAAAGCCCUGAAUUUGAUCAGACACAUAUCGAGCGUGUUGAAAAAAUACCAAUCGGAAUCCGAAGAAAAAUUCAAACACAAGCCUUGCGAAUCGAUCCAUAAGGUCUUGCCGAAACCAUCCAGUAGUAUUAAAUACCUAAAAUCUUUUAGCUGUCACAAAAAUAACAACGAAAGCUUCAGCGAAAUCGGCACAGUGACAUCUCCUGGUUCUUCGGAGCACGUCCAAUUUUUAGAUACCAAAUUGAUGAGCAGCAACAACAAAAUUUUGUACAAAAACACCAGCGAGAAUUUAGAAAACGAUUUUUCCACGUACAAUUUAGGCGGAUUGAGUACCUGCUUAUUACCAAAUCGGUGUAUGGUGUUUGGAAGUAUGCCCAGUUAUUUGUAUUUAAAAAAAUUCUCCAGGUACACUUCCAAGAACACUUUCCCGAACAGUUCGAGCCAUUUUGGUGCAAGAUUAAGCAAGAAAAUCGAAAUCGAAAUCGACGACAAAGAUUAUAAAAAAUGGUUGGAGGAUAACAAUCUUAUCAAAUACGCCAAAUCAAUCAACUCGGAUUCCAAUUCCAUCGCAACUGAUGGAACAACCAGUUUGAUUUCCGCACCGGAAAAUCCGCCAUUCACGCACAGGAGUGCCCCUAAAAUAGAACAAGUUUUCGCAAAUAACGCUUUCGACUUUAAUUUCGACGAUUAUUACGAAUUGUUCCUGUACGAACACCUGGUCGUUUUGAACGCCAUACAUUUUUUCUCCUACUUUUCGCGUAUGGACCGACUGAAGCAACUCACAGCGCACGAAAGAUGCCUGCAAGUUUUCUUCUUCUUCUUUUGCUUCUAUGUAUUAGCUUUUAUUAGCGAAUCGGGCGUCGACAGAAUUGUCGAAAAUUUAGAUAUAGGAAGUCUGUUAAUAAAACAUUAAUGGUAUA